GACAAACCGCGCUGUCCACAGAAUGUUGUUCUACCUUUCUCUUCUAGCACUUACAGCAUUGCUGGUAAUGCUGUUGUACCGUUACCGCUCUACUCUUCCUUUUCCGCAGCGCUUGCGCUCCUUCCUCUCGCAUCCCUCUUCAAACAACUAUGCCCCUCUUUCAACUUUCGCAGACCAGGCUGCCGCAGGGAUGUCGAGCUCUACAUUUGACGUCGAGUCGGACAAUAUUAGGGAGGGGGAUACGAGGAUGGGGUUAGACGAACAGGGGACAAGAGAAAUCAUGGAGAUCAUGAGACGAGAAGGCGUGCAAUUCGACCAGGCGCGGCUCAUCCGUCACAAUCGAAUCCUUGCGCAGAAUGGCAUAGACCCAUCCGGCAUGCCGCUCGACGCGAAGGCUGUCACUCGGCUGUGAUCCCAUUCAUCAACCCAGGGGCACUGCCGUGUUCGCCCUAGCCCAUCGUGGCUCACUUUGGGCGUUAAUCUCGACGUUUUCAACGUCAUUCACACGUGUAUCAACGAUGCUCCCGCUAUCUAGUACCGAAAGUAUCCAUGUACAUGUUUUAUUGUCGGGGCUUGGUUGGCUUCUCUCGUCUGACCCAUCUUCCUGUCUGAUCGCUCAUUCAUCUUGCUUUGGACAUCCUGCACAUAUUUCCCUCAUCAGAUCUCACUGCUCCACUCAUCUCGCAAUCGUCUCUCCCUCACCUUGUCUCUCCGUCUCCUACUCGCUUUUUAGUCCCUUUAUAUCGCGUCAUGACUGGAUCAAUGUACAACUACUCUGGUAAAUCCCAUGAU
Messenger RNA from Heterobasidion irregulare TC 32-1, 792 nucleotides. RefSeq lists its product as uncharacterized. The transcript is spliced from 4 exons. The record is from RefSeq and is a predicted model, not a curated record. The coding region runs from base 23 to 412 and encodes 129 amino acids. NCBI's taxonomy places the organism in Eukaryota, Fungi, Basidiomycota, Agaricomycetes, Russulales, Bondarzewiaceae.